UGGGGAAAAUAAAAACAUUACGGCAAUCAUGCGAUUUUCAAAAUCGUGCUUACACUAGUUGUUUCGGGGUUAACUAAUCAUGGAUUUUAUCAAAGCUGAAAUCGAAAGGAAAAAGAGACAAUUGGAAAACAAAGAGCUUGUGACUUCCGAGAAGAAAUACUUCAAGCGUGGAGAACUUGCGGCCAAGGAAGCAGAAGAAUACUGGAAGAAACACCAAAGGUUGCUGCCAGGCUCCAGUGGGGGAAGUGAUCAGAGCAAUGACUCUGAAGGGAAUGCAGGAAAGAGUGACCUGUCACCAGAAAAAGACAAGACAUUCAUUUUACCCAGAAAAGAGGUAAUCAGAAGACUUCGUGAGAGAGUGGAGCCAAUAACGCUGUUUGGAGAGACAGAAUAUGAGGCAUAUCAGAGACUACGAAAACUGGAAAUUUUAGAACCUGAUGUAAAUAAGGGUUACAAGAAUGACCUCAAAGCUGCUAUGGACAAAGUGGACAGUGAUUACCUGCAGGAGAUCCUGAAAUCUGGCGGAGACGACGACAAGAAGAGUAACGAUGUCAAAGUCAUGCAGGUGGAGAUCACAGGGGAUGAUUUUAAAAAAAUGCGUGAAGAAUUGGAAACAUGUAAUCAUGAAAAAGCACAAGGAAUACUGCUUGAGUAUUUGCAGUACAUCUUGUAUCUAUGGGGCACAGAUCUCAAUAACAGGCCAGAAGAAGAGAAACGCUCUACCAGGGGAAAACUGGCAAGCGCCACACACUCACAAACUGUGAGUUACCUGAAACCUUUAUUCCGGAAACUUAAACAAAGGCGUAUGCAGACAGAUAUCCUAGAAUGUUUGAUUGAAAUCACAAAGUUUCUGUUGGAACGGGAUUAUAUAAGGGCCAGUGACCACUACUAUGAGAUGGCCAUUGGAAAUGCCCCCUGGCCAGUCGGAGUGACCAUGGUGGGCAUUCACGCCCGUACUGGACGUGAGAAGAUCUCAUCAAGAUUUGUAGCGCAUGUGUUGAACGACGAGACACAGCGGAAGUACAUUCAGGCACUGAAAAGACUCAUGACAUAUUGCCAGAGGUUCUUCCCGACUGACCCAUCAAGAAUGGUAGACUAUGAAAAAUCUUAUCACCAAUAGAUACUAUGGAGGCUGCAACACCUGAAGGAAUGAAAAAAAUUUAACAGCUUUUUUGGUGUAGUGUUCUUCAAGAUUCAAUGUCUUCUCCCAUGGGACAGUCACCAACACUAGUGGGCUGGAUUUGGUCUUAAAGUGCAAUUUAAGUUCACAAGUGAUCUUACACAAUCUUAAACAUUACAGCUGUAGUCUUAAAAUGGACUGAAUCUGCUUUUAAGAUCAAAAAUGAUCUAACAUCUACUUAAGUGGUCAAGCAGUUUC
Molecule: messenger RNA, 1378 nt
Organism: Lingula anatina
Lineage: Eukaryota; Metazoa; Brachiopoda; Lingulata; Lingulida; Lingulidae
Product: pre-mRNA-splicing factor 18-like
Biological process (GO): RNA splicing; generation of catalytic spliceosome for second transesterification step
Cellular component (GO): U2-type post-spliceosomal complex; U5 snRNP; U4/U6 x U5 tri-snRNP complex
Source: RefSeq, a predicted model, not a curated record